Aspergillus ibericus CBS 121593 is the source of this 2165-nucleotide messenger RNA. Its product is annotated as glutamate--cysteine ligase. Bases 251 to 2089 code for a protein of 612 amino acids. Gene Ontology annotation, biological process: glutathione biosynthetic process. The record is from RefSeq and is a predicted model, not a curated record. NCBI's taxonomy places the organism in Eukaryota, Fungi, Ascomycota, Eurotiomycetes, Eurotiales, Aspergillaceae. The transcript has 7 exons. Gene Ontology annotation, molecular function: glutamate-cysteine ligase activity.
GCAUAGCUGAUCUUCCAUGGCCUUUUCUGCUUCCACGAGGAUUACGUACGAGGUCGCAUAUUGCCAUCAGCCAAGCCAUGGUUCGUCGCGUUCUAUGAUCGACAAUCGCGAGUGAUCUGGUCCUCAAAUCAAUCCUUGUGCGUCCUUCUCAAAAGGACUAUAAAGCAAUGCCCAGAUAUCGGAAACUAUCUCUCCAUGUUUGUCUAACCCAAGAGCCUGAUCCUGACUAAACUUGAUACAUUCAGCAACAAUGGGUCCACCAGUGAGAGGAACACCAAUCCCAUGGCAGGAACUGCAGGGUGUCGCACAUCUUGCCCGUCGAGGAGCGGUGGAGCAACUGCUAUCUCUCUGGAAGAGACAGAAGGAUAGAACUGACCCAGAGCCGCUCUGGGGUGACGAGAUUGAAUACUCCCUGAUCAACCUUGACGCAAACACAUCUCGAGCAACACUGCUACUCAACCAGGAGGAGGUCCUUCAGAAAGGCAGGGAUGAGUGCGCCAAUGCAGAGGAUGUUGAACCCUGGAACGAAGUCGCCUUACAGCCGGAAUGGGGUCGGUAUAUGAUCGAAGCGACCCCUGCAGAACCAUAUGGAGGGGAUAUUGUCGACUUGCUCAGGGUAGAAAGCAACAUGAAGCGACGACGAAAGUUGAUCCGACAAUGCCUGUCGCGCGACCAGCAUCCCGUAUCACUCUGUGUCUUCCCUGGCCUGGGAAUAAAAGACCAAUAUACAAUCCCAGAAGAAUCUCUUGAAAGUUCGACAGGUCAAAUAUACUGCCCUAUAUCACGUUAUAUCAUGAUGGUCCAGAAUCUUACUGCCCGGCGACAACGGCGUGUUGAGAGCUACAUCCCGGUCUAUCGAGACGAGCAGACAGAGGCACCGUUUCAUGACAAGGCUGGGUCAUUCGAGUAUCCAGCGGAACAUCACCCCCCGGGUAAUGCAAAAGAGGGCCACGUUCAUCUGGAUGGAAUCGGUCUUGGGCUCGGGAGCUGCAGCAUCCAAGUUACAUUCCAGGCUCUCAAUGAGUUUGAGGCUCGAUGGCUGCAUGACCAAAUGGUUGCUCUGGGGCCAGUUAUGCUUGCCCUGACUGCUGCCACGCCUAUCUACAAGGGGUAUCUGGUAGACACUGAUGUGCGCUGGGAUCGGAUCUCCGAAUGUUUCGAUGACCGCACGCCAGAAGAAUUAGCUACCACACCGCCACGUUAUUCCUGGAAUCGAACAUACAUCUCUCAGGAGAAGCCAGCAGAUGCAAAUAGCAAGUCCUCGCCGACUCCCAUGGACGAGACGGUCAAACAUCGCCUACUAGACGGAGGCAUGGAUGAACCUCUGGCGACUCAUUUUGCCACCAUCUUAUCGCGAGAUCCAAUCAUGUUGAACCGCGCCGACCUGGAGAAUUUCGACCCCAAUGGUACGGGCGUGUUUGAUGUGUACUACAGCAGUGUGUGGCAACAUGUUCGACUCAAGAUGCCAUUAAGCGAUGACGGGCCUGGCUGGCGGGUCGAGUUCCGUCCCAUGGAAGUGCAGCUGACCGACUUCGACAACGCCGCCUUCUCAAUCUUCAUGUAUCUUCUUUCACGCGCCAUCACGGACCUUCACUUGAACUUCUAUGUUCCGGUGGACAAGCUGGGUGAGUCUAUGGAGCGCGCGCAAAAGCGGAACGCGGCCGUCGAAGAGCGGAUCUGGUUCCGUCACCGUGGAUGGUCGUCGACAGAGCAGUGCGAUCGACCACAGCGCCAGCGGAAGGGCUGUGUGAACUGUUGCGGAAAGACCAGUGGCUCUACAUCUCCGUAUGGUCUCCUCACCAUGGACGAGAUCAUCAACGGCGAAGAUCCUAAGGUGCCGACGAGCUUUCCCGGACUGGUGAACAUCGUGCGGGCGUAUCUGCAGUACAAGAACACGUCCCUGCUGGAACAGAAGAAGAUCAUGCCGUACCUGGAUGUGGUUAGCAAGCGGGCCAGCGGGGAGCUGCCGACCCCCGCGCAGUGGAUGCGAUCGUUUGUGACGGGCCACGAGGAGUAUCAGCGGGAUAGCUACGUGGGGGAGAAGAUCCGGUAUGACCUGUUGCGGGAGAUUGUGCGGCUGGAGGAGUGAAUGAGUAGAUACCACUUGCCUUCGAUGUCUUUAGUUCAUAUGCAUAGUUGAAAUGACGCUGUAUUUAUGAUCAUAU